AUGACGACGAACGGCCGACGGGCCGGGGUGGUGAUGUUGGUCGCGAUGUGGACGGCACUGUUGUGGACGUGCUGUGCCGACGCCGCUGCCACGGCUGAAUCCAACGACUGGCGGCCGUGUCGGGCGGCAGGUCACCGGCGGUACGACGAGGACGUCCACAGGAACAUCGGCCAUGGCGGUCCCGGGUACGAAGACUUUACCGGUGGCAGCAGCGACAACGAUGACGGUGGCGAAACGGGUGGCGAAACGGACGAUUACAACGAUGACGACGAUGGUGGCGGCAGCGAUGAGGGAUACAUCCGGUUGCCGGUAGACGAGAAGCCGAAGCGCGGCGCGGUCAAGCAGUACGAAAAAAAGGCAGACCUACAUCGGCCGGCGGCGCCUGCAUCGUACGCGGCUGACGGUGCCUUGGCAAACGGUAUGAGGGUGGACACGACGCUGCUCCGCGGCGAGACGAUCGAACUUCCCACGUACGUCAACGUUCCCGUCACGUUAAAGUGCCGGUUCCAACCGGUGGACGGCACGGCCGACAAGUUCGAUACCGUGGUCGAGGCCAUGUACCCGGGACACAGGGACGCGCCACCACCCCCGCCCAGCUCUCAUGCGUCCCGCAUACUCAAGCAGCUCAUGGGCUCGGUGGAAGGUUGGCGAGGUGUGACACACAAUUCCGGGCGGUCCGUACGACGGGCUCCGGGAAACCGGUUUGGCCGGCGCGAGUGGCCGGCCAUAGGAGACGACAAGGUCAGCGUUGGUUCUCCCAAGGCGCAGGGAGACGGCAGCUACAACCAGGCGGCCUGGAACAUCAUCGCCCGUCAACGCGCCGCCGAACGUAUGCGACGGAUCCACAACUCCCAUCAAGACUUCUAUUGGCCAGAAUGGUUUCAAGAACAGUCGGCCCGACUAUUGCAGAAACGAAUCGACGGUCAUCCGGUCGUAGUACGAAAACAGUCGGAAAACCAAUUGAUCGAAGACCAAGAAGCCGAACAAGAUGUUUACGACCAUGGAUUCGACGAUCCUCAAGUCGCACAAGUCUACGACCAGCAAGUCGAUGGUCACCAAGCCGAACAAGUCGAUGGACAGCAAGCCGAACAAGUCUUAGAGCAGCUGCAAGUCGACGAUCCGCAAGUCCAACAAGGCUACGACCAGCAAGUCGAUGGCCGGCAAGCCGAACAAGGCUACGACCGCCAAGUAGAACCACAAAUCUACGACUUGCAACAAGUAGAAAAUGUCGACGAUUCACGGCAAAUAGAAAGCGUCGACGACUCGCAGCAAGAAGAAAGAUCCUACGACUCGCAGCAAGAAGAAAGAUCCUACGACUCGCAGCAAGUAGAAAGAUCCGACGACUCGCAGCAAGUAGAAAGAUCCGACGACUCACAGCAAGUAGAAAGAUCCGACGACUCACAGCAAGUAGAAAGAGUCCAGCCGGAACUCGACGGCCGACACGUCGAACGGGUCAAAGACAGAGCUGCUGCAGAAGAGGUUGACGACCGGCGAGUGCAAGGCGGAAGUCUUCCGGUCGACGGCCAUCAACUACAGCGUGACAUGAAGGUGACGACCACGCCCGAAACCACCACCUCAGUCAUUUCAGAUUUCGCAAAGUUCCGCAAAGGCAUACCUGUCAGGACUUAUUUGGAACACGCUUAUACGACGGACUCGGCACAGUAG
Molecule: messenger RNA, 1665 nt
Organism: Macrosiphum euphorbiae (potato aphid)
Lineage: Eukaryota; Metazoa; Arthropoda; Insecta; Hemiptera; Aphididae
Source: the annotation of a GenBank genome assembly